UUUGUAUUGAUUUUUUUGAUUUUAAAUUAGUUUAUAUAUACGUCUUUUUUCAAAUAUGUUAUAGUUUCAAUUGGAAAAUGAAAGCAUUUACUUUGAUUUCUUAUUUAUUUACCACAAUAGCUGGAUGUUUAUGUGCUCCUCAGAGUCGUAUUGUGGGUGGAGAUGAUGCGAUAUUGGGACAAAUACCAUACCAAGCAGCUCUUUCUAUAGCUGGUUUACCAACCUGUGGCGCAGUAAUACUUAGCGAACGCUACGCUUUGACAUCAUUGCAAUGUGUUUGUUCUGCCGGAAGUGAUAAACCAUGGCCACCACAAAUGUUUACGAUUACUGCCGGCACUACUGAUCUUUAUAAUGGAGGUUCACGUAUUGUUUUAGAAAAAAUUACUGUCAAUCCAAAUUAUAAUGAUCUUACAACAGGCAUAGCUCUAUUAAAACUUUCUCAGCCUCUAAUAUUUAGCGAUUACAUACAACCGACUGCUUUGUCUAAAACUGAUCCACCUGUCGGUGCUGAAGUAGAAAUUUCCGGUUGGGGUCGAAUAAAACAUGGAGAAAAUGAUAUGUAUCGUACUCUUCAAAUUAAUGAUGCUACUUUAAUUGAUGCUUCCGAAUGUUUUAGAACCAUGGGUAGUACCAAUGAUGAAGUAAUAUGUUUGGGGCAUACGCGAAAAAAUGGAAUAUGCCAGGGCGAUUUUGGUUCUCCCGCUGUUUACCACAAUCAAUUGAUUGGAAUAGCGGCAUCUGUAUUGGGUGAAUGUGGCAGUUUCUUACCAGACGUGUUUACUAGUAUGGCUUUCAAUUAUAACUGGAUAAUGGAGCAAAUGAUGUAGAUUUAUAAUUGAUCUUUCUCAACAGAAUUCAUUUUUCACAAGAAAUACACAGAAAAAAAGUUUUAGCAUAAAUACAUAUUAUGAACUGUUUUCAUUGACAAAAGUUAAUAAAAUUUAAAAACAAGUUUUUCAAACAGAAUCUAGAAGGCUUGUCGUAAAAUAUUUUAAUCUUAA
This is a messenger RNA of Lucilia sericata (common green bottle fly), 1001 nucleotides long. Its product is annotated as serine protease SP24D. Gene Ontology annotation, molecular function: serine-type endopeptidase activity. NCBI's taxonomy places the organism in Eukaryota, Metazoa, Arthropoda, Insecta, Diptera, Calliphoridae. Bases 78 to 827 code for a protein of 249 amino acids. The record is from RefSeq and is a predicted model, not a curated record. The transcript has 2 exons. Gene Ontology annotation, biological process: proteolysis.